Molecule: messenger RNA, 3776 nt
Organism: Mytilus trossulus (common blue mussel)
Lineage: Eukaryota; Metazoa; Mollusca; Bivalvia; Mytilida; Mytilidae
Product: ETS domain-containing protein Elk-3-like
Exons: 5
Coding region: 298-1389 (363 amino acids)
Biological process (GO): cell differentiation; regulation of transcription by RNA polymerase II
Cellular component (GO): nucleus
Molecular function (GO): sequence-specific DNA binding; DNA-binding transcription factor activity, RNA polymerase II-specific
Source: RefSeq, a predicted model, not a curated record
GUGACGUAAACCUGGGAGUUCCAUAUGUAAACACUGUAAACUUCCGGGUCACAUCAAUAUCGAAUCGUUUUAGAGAAGAUUUUUUUUAAUGGAAUCCAUUUUGUCAUUUUAUCACAUUCCGUAAUACAUGAGCCAGUCACUGACCUUGUAUCGUGUAUAGUAAUUUUACUAAAACUGAAUUUGACCACCUGAAUAAACACUAUAAAGAGAGAAAGCUUACUUAAUUUAUCAGUUCGGAGUUUCUAUAGAAUGGAAGGAAAAGUUUUUGCUUAUUAAACUGUGAUCCUUACAAAAGACAUGAGAAAAGAUGGACAAAAGGGUCCAAUGACAUUCGACGACAUAGCUCAGGAGCAUUUCACUCAACGAUUUACCCUCAACAAUGCUCAAACAAAAGCUAUGGAUUCAAAUAGUAUAACAUUAUGGCAGUUUCUUUUGGAAUUGUUAAUCAGUAAUCAACAUAGUCGGAUUAUUCAGUGGACAAAUAAUGAAGGUGAAUUUAAGCUUAUAAAUGCAGAAGAAGUUGCUAAACUAUGGGGAUUGCGGAAGAAUAAACAUAACAUGAAUUAUGACAAACUUAGUCGAGCACUAAGGUAUUAUUAUGACAAAAAUAUAAUUAAAAAAGUAAUGGGACAAAAAUUUGUGUACAAAUUUGUUUCAUUUCCAGAAAUAGUGAAGACAGAAAACAAAGUGCCAUUUAAAGUGAAGAUGGAAACAUUGGCACAAGAAUAUGGACAAAAAGUAUAUCCACAUUUUGCUUCGUAUAACCCCAUGGAAUUAAAAUCUUCAGCAAAUCAUGCAUUACAACCGAAUCAUACUCAAAACUUGUUAUGGAUUAAACAGGAAGAGCCCGAUACAACAGCACCUAGUCCCAUACCUCAUACUGUAAUGGAGGUCGGAAACACAAGUAUAUCAGAGACAAGGGUUCCAUCUUGUUCACCAUCGCCAUCACCUGUCAAUUUAUCAACAUCGAAAAGUGAUUCUGUGACACAUAAAAUGAAUGGAGGGAGUAAACUGUCAUUAGUUGUAAAUUCUUCUAAACCGAAACCGGUGCCCUUGUCAUUCAGUGAAAUUAACAGUAUGACAUCAUCAAUAUUUUCAUCAUCCUUAAGUGCUCUUAUACCUGCAAGUCCAAAAUUCGUUUCGCCAUUAGUGCAGCCUAGUCCAAUGAUUGGACCAAGAACUCCAUUUUUACAUUUCUGGAGUUCCCUUAGUCCAAUAACGACAAUGAGCCCAAGGGUUUGCUCUGCAUCUGCUUUCCAGUUUCCAACGUUCCCGGUGACUACAAUGACAUUAUCUCCGAUGGCAGCACCAUCUAAUUUUUCAAAUGUAGAAUCGUUGGCCACGCCAGCUUUGACUUCGCCUACAAGGACUAUGUCUUGUGUACUAUGACUAUAACUUUAUAUGUUGGUGUAAAUAACUUACAAUCCCCAAGUGCUAUUGAAAAUUUAUCACGCUAGAAAUGUUUUAUAUACUUUAUUCCUCUAAGGAUGUGACGCGCGUGUUUUAUGUUUUUAUACUUUAACAUUUGCUUUUUCUAUAUUCUAUUUUUUACACUGAUCAGAUUUCGAACAAGCAAAUCUAGUUAUUGAAAGUAUAUUUACAAUGUAUUUGUUAAGUAUAUAGGUAUUUUUUAGCGAAUUAAUUAAGUGCCUGGCUAAAACACAUGUAUCAAAAUAACUCAUUUCAGUCUUUUUCCGAUGUUCACAAGAGUCUUUCAGAUAGCUGUAUUCAUUACAUUGGUUGCAAUUAAUUAUUAUAUAACAAGUUAUAAAUUCUGUAAUUUUAAUUAUCUAGAGUCACAAAUAUUAUACAAUUAUUGCCUUCAUACAAGGUGAACAUUCCAAAUGUUAACUAGAGUUAAAAUUUCUCCAUAUCUGAAUUCCCCGAUUAUUCAUUCACUUUUAUUAUUAUAUUGACUGUUAAUGUAAAUAAAAAUUUAAUCCAAAAUGAACUACAUUGUAUUUCAAUGUAAAAAAAACAAAAUAAACUACAAUGAGUCAGUUGCAUUUAGGGAUAUUUUUUGUGUGAAAUUGAUACGAAAUAUCCCUGCUUUUAUAUUGAGUCAAUAUGAUCUAAUAUGAUAUAAGCUUUGAAAUAUUUCAAAGAAUUCAAAUACCUAAAAAAAGGUACCAGACAAAAAUAUUUCUUAAAAUUCAUGCUCUACGCUAUAUUGACAAUUUGGUCAAACAUUGAAUAUGUUUUAUCUUUUAAUUCUUGGCUUAGAAAUUUAGUUUUCUGCCUUGGAUAUUUUUUUCACAAGGCUUAAAUGUCUGGCUUUUAAAGCAGAAUUGCAAAAGUACUGCCAAAAUAGUAUUACUUUGAGAGCUUGCCAUUUAUGCUUAUAUGAUAGCCAAUGCCUUACCACAAAACAAGUUUGUUAAACGAUGUCUUCAUUAAAGAUGUUAAUGUAUUUAACAUUUCUUUUAUGGUAGGGCCUUGGCUGAUAUUUUAUUUUGCCUAAAACUAUGUAGAAAAUCUAUUUUAAGAAAAAAAUGUUUAUGAUUUUAAUUUGUUAAUGACAUUACACUGAUAUGAUAGCUGAAAAUUUUAUACUACAAGAGUUCAGAUUAGAUCAUCCUAUUUAUUUAUAGAUAAAACUAAAUGAAAUAAUUGAAUAUUUUUUUUAUUUUUUUUUCAAUUUCAGAUUAUGGCUCAUCAUGGUCUUCCUUCUUUCUUAUAUUUUUUCUCAAAAUCAUUUCACGCUGAAAAUACUCCCCUAACGUAGUGACCAUGUUCCAAUGACUGAAACCUUUUUCAUCAAAUAUCAUUUGCUUUAUCAACGCUCCGAUUACGGGUGACAAAUAAGGAUCAGACAGUUCAGUAGUUUGCGAAAUAUUAAUCUAACUCACUCUUAAUAGAUUGAGGGUAGGUGCUGCACAAUUAUACACAUACAAUCAAAACAGUUUUACUGGCUUAUUCAUUAAAUAACCAUUUGGACUCCAACGUCUAUGAUGUUGAAAAAAAUGCUAAUUAACUGCUGACCUUAAUCAUGAGAUCAUCUUACACGGACCAAAGUUCAGUGCAAACUGUUGUCAUGAUAUGACGCCAGUCGUGUCUAAAAUACAUUGCUCUUAAACUAUUGUGCUAAAAUUAAAAAAAAGUUAAUUGGAAUGAUUCAUUAUAUAUUCCAUAUUCUGAAUUCUUUUAGGCCAGUUUCAAAUUUUCAUCUAUGUGCAAUCAAAUUUUCCUCUAUGUGCAAUCACUUCCAGUUUCAAGCCUAAUAUAUCAUGUACUGUGUUACAACUCUAAAUUAUACUGACGAGGAAAGGUAACACUUGGCCAAAUAAGCUAAAUUUAAGGUUUAGUCUAGGUGGCCCAGUGGCCAAGAGCGUUACACCCAGUGUAGGUGGUGCUGUCUCUAUAUCCCUAUAGCAUGAGUCCCAACUCGAGGGAAGAACAAUGCAGUUCUAACAUUGUUUUUCUGAAAUUUAGAGCAAUUAUAUAUUUAUAUAUGAAAAAGCUUGAUGGUGUCAGUCUAGGAAAUUUUGACAAACAUUGCAUGUUGAUCAGUAGGCAUCAAAUUUCAUAUCUCUGACUGAAGGGACUUUAUAUAUUCACAUAUUAUAGUGGUUGCCUGCAAAGAUUCUAUAAUUAAUAUAUUGAUAUUGAUGGUUGCGUAAAUGACGAUUGUAAGUUCUACAUAAACCCAGAAAACCGUAUUGAAAUAUUCGAAAUCCAUUUAUGUUUUCGUCUCCAAAUUGUGUCAACAAACUUGCUACAGGAAUAAGAAAUAGGUGUUCCUACAUAAACAAGUGAUACAACUCUUUAUCUUGUCC